Molecule: messenger RNA, 1222 nt
Organism: Hemibagrus wyckioides
Lineage: Eukaryota; Metazoa; Chordata; Actinopteri; Siluriformes; Bagridae
Gene: sord
Product: sorbitol dehydrogenase
Exons: 9
Coding region: 108-1172 (354 amino acids)
Biological process (GO): D-sorbitol catabolic process
Molecular function (GO): L-iditol 2-dehydrogenase (NAD+) activity; zinc ion binding
Source: RefSeq, a predicted model, not a curated record
UAUCGGAACACGGGUGAGAAAAACAAGAGUGGGAGUUUCACGCGCAAUCGCUGCUAGGUUUAUUAAAGCAACUUUCCAUAAAACACUGAAGUGCUCCAAAGGAGAAAAUGGAGAAAGACAACCUUUCACUGGUCUUGCACAGUAAAGACGAUCUAAGGCUGGAGCAACGUCCCAUACCAGAGCCUGGAGCUGAUGAGGUUUUACUUCAGAUGCAUUCAGUGGGGAUCUGCGGCUCUGAUGUGCACUACUGGCAGCAUGGACGGAUUGGGGACUUUGUCCUUCAGAAGCCGAUGGUCCUGGGCCAUGAGGCAGCAGGGCGAGUGGUUAAAGUGGGAUCUGCAGUCACUCACCUCAAACCAGGUGACAGGGUGGCUAUUGAACCUGGAGUUCCCAGAGAAAUGGACGAGUUUUUCAAAUCUGGACGCUACAACCUAUCACCCACCAUAUUCUUCUGUGCCACACCACCUGAUGACGGGAACCUCUGCAGAUACUACAAACAUAACGCCAAUUUCUGCUACAAGCUUCCUGAUAAUGUGACUUAUGAGGAAGGGGCUUUGAUUGAGCCGCUCUCUGUGGGGAUUCACGCAUGCAGGAGAGCCGGAGUUACUCUGGGAAGCUCUGUGUUCAUCUGUGGAGCAGGACCGAUCGGCCUGGUCACCCUGUUGGUAGCUAAAUCCAUGGGAGCCUCUCAAGUGCUUAUAAGCGACCUCUCCGCUGAUAGGCUGGCCAAGGCAAAAGAGCUUGGUGCUGACUUUCUUUUUCCUGUUAAGAAAGAGGAUAUACCACAGGAAAUGGCCAAACGCGUGGGAGGCAUCCUGGGGGGCAUGCCUCACAUCACAAUAGAGUGUACUGGUGUUGAGAGUAGCAUCCAAACUGCAAUCUUUGCCACGCGCUCUGGAGGUGUAGUAGUUUUGGUUGGACUUGGUGCUGAAAUGACCACAGUGCCUCUCGUUAACGCUGCUGUCAGAGAAGUGGACAUCCGAGGCAUGUUCCGCUACUGCAACACGUGGCCUAUGGCUAUUUCUAUGCUGGCAUCAAAGCGUGUGAAUGUAAAGCCUCUGGUCACACACCGCUUUCCAUUGGAGCAAGCUGUGCAGGCGUUUGAGACGACUAGACAAGGCAUUGGGAUCAAAGUCAUGCUGAAAUGUGACAAAAAUGACCAGAACCCAUAAGAAAUGGAGGAAAUGAAAUUCUUCCUCAUAAAUAAAGCAAUUUAAACUGA